AAAACCAAAACAAAAACGAAACCAUAAUUAACAACAUUAUUAAGAAAGUCUAAUCACAAUUCCCACGCACAUAUAAUAUAAAUAUUCUUAAUCCUCCUUUCUCCCGUUACUUAUUUCCUCAUCAAACCUCUAAUGGCCUUUCCUCUUCCAUAGCCACUUCUACUAGUAGGUAGCGUCUCUCUCUCUCUCUCCCUCUCUCUCUCCCCCCAUUCUGUCUCUCUAAAAAUCGCCGCUGAUCACUCAUCGCCGCCGUCCCCCUUGUGAAAUUCCAGUCCUUCCCCAACCAUCCUCCCCCGGUAAGAAUCCGUAUAACUUUCUCUCUUUAUACAUCGACAUAUAUGUAUAGGUGCACAUAUAUACAGAUAAAAUAGAGAGAGAAUUAUAUAUAUAUAUAUAUGCAUGUGAGUUGGGGAUUGGGAGAGAGUUCGAUACAUGGGUAAUAAGAAGCGAAAGGCUGCUCCGCGACCCAAGCAGUCGCCGGCGGCUGUUCAGCCACUCCCGGUGGCCGAUGGAGACGCCGUCGUUUCGUCUCAAUCAGACGCCACUCUGGCUGUCGUCGAAGCCGAGCCCGAUGCCCUACUCCUCUCGAAUAACAAGAUCGAAUCCUUGCCGUUGCCGAUGAUCGAUUCGGACGGCGGGGCGGCGAAGGUGGAAUGCGAGCGGGCCCUGACCGCUCUGCGGCGGGGGAACCACACCAAGGCGCUGCGGCUGAUGAAGGAGUCGUGCCAGCGGUACGAGAACUCGGUUCACUCGGCGUUGAUUCACCGAGUCCAGGGCACUGUGUGCGUCAAGGUCGCCUCGAUUAUCGACGACCCCAACUCGAAGCAGCGGCAUUUGCGAAACGCGAUCGACUCAGCGCGCCGAGCCGUCGAGCUUUCGCCGAACUCGAUCGAGUUCGCGCACUUCUACGCCAAUUUGCUCUAUGAGGCGGCCAACUACGGGAAGGAGUACGAGGAAGUGGUGGCGGAGUGCGAGCGGGCGCUGGCGAUCGAGAAGCCGGUCGAUCCCGCCAGGGAGAGCUUGCAGGAGGAGAGCCAGCAGAAGAUAUCAACGGCCGAUGCUCGAAUUGGGCACGUGCAGAAUGAGCUGAGGCAGCUUGUUCAGAAGUCCAAUAUUGCUUCGAUUUCGACUUGGAUGAAGAAUUUGGGCAAUGGGGAGGAGAAGUUUCGGUUGAUUCCUAUUCGGAGGGUCACGGAGGACCCAAUGGAGGUGAGGCUGGUGCAGACCAGGCGGCCUAAUGAGAUUAAGAAGGCCACUAAGACACCGGAGGAGAGAAGGAAAGAGAUUGAAGUGAGAGUGGCAGCGGCGAGGCUCUUGCAGCAGAAGUCUGAUGUGCCUCAAUUGGGAAAUGAGGGUGAGAAGAGUGAUAGGGGAUUAGAUUCGUCGUUGGGGUCUAGUCAGAGAGGUAGUGAGAGGAGAAAGUUUGGGAACUUGAGGAAAAAUGGGUCCUCAGCGGAGAGGAAGGAUUGGGUUCGGUCAUUUUGGAAAUCAUUGACUGUUGAUAUGAAGAAAGAGUUACUUAAGGUUAGAGUUAGCGAUCUUAAGGCGAAGUUUAGUUCGUCUAAGGAUGGUUUGGCAAAUGAGGUUUUAUCAGAGGCAUUGACAUUUGCGGAGAGUAAUAGGAGCUGGAAGUUCUGGGUUUGUUGUAGAUGUAAUGAGAAGUUUGUGGAUUGUGAGUCCCAUAUGCACCAUGUUGUGCAAGAGCAUGUGGGAAACCUUAUCCCCAAAAUGCAGUCAGUUUUGCCUCAAAAUGUUGAAAAUGAAUGGACUGAGAUGCUGCUUAAUAGUUCUUGGAAACCGUUGGAUGCAUCGUCUGCAGUUGGAAUGCUUACGGAUCAAAGAAAAUGCAAGGAGCCUGAAUUUGUUGAGGAUUUCUACUCUGGGAAUCAUAACAAGGAUUGUGAUGAGUGCUUCAAAGAUGCGUGGGAUUCUUCGCCUGAGAAGGAAAUGCUUGGGGAUAGUCCUAGUGGCUGUACUGUUGAGGGAAAUAACCAUAAGAAACUUGCCCAUGUUGAGUGUGGGGAGUGCGAGGAGGGCAAUGGGUCAAUUGCUUAUUCUUCUGUUGCUAAUGGUUGGCCAGUAUCUGAUGAUUCUGAGUGCGAAAAGCUUCUUGAAAGAAUUCAUGCCUUAUUUGAGGUGCUUAUCAGGCACAAAUAUCUUGCUGCAAGCCAUCUUAACAGGGUGAUACAAUUUACAAUGGAUGAGCUACAGGCUUCCUGUUCUCAGCUUCUCAACCACGGUGUGGAGCAAACACCUAUGUGCAUUUGCUUUCUAGGAGCUACCCAGCUUAGGAAAAUACUCAAGUUCUUGCAGGACCUGUCCCAUGCUUGUGGUUUAGGUAGAUAUUCUGACAAAAGUAGCAGUCCUGCGGAUGAUGCAAAUAACACAAAUAAGGGUGUAGAGAUUAAAGAGAGGAUUGUUCUCAAUGGAGAUGCAUCCUACCUCAUUUUGGAUGAGUGUCUAUUGUCAUCUGAAUGUACAUGUAAUGUUGGUCAUCCUGUCACUGACGCUGCUCCUGUUGCUGUCGUUGGUAAUGAAAAUGGGGUUCCUCCUGAUUCCGAUGCUCUGCUGUCCUGGAUAUUUGCAGGUCCAACUAGUGGGGAACAACUGACAUCCUGGGUACACACAAAAGAAGAGAAAACAAAACAAGGGAUGGAAAUCCUUCAGAUGCUUGAAAAGGAGUUUUACCACCUGCAGUCUCUCUGUGAGAGAAAAUGUGAGCAUUUAAACUACGAAGAAGCAUUACAGGCAAUGGAGGAUCUUUGUAUUGAAGAAGGUAAGAAGAGGGAAAGUGUCACAGAGUUUGCCCACCGAAGCUUUGAGUCCAUUCUAAAGAAGAGGAGAGAAGAGCUUCUCGGGAGAGAGAAUGAUGUGAUGUUCCUCGGCAGUAGGAUUGAAUUAGAUGCCAUAUCAAAUGUGUUAAAAGAAUCUGAAGCUCUAAAUAUUAAUCAGUUUGGAUAUGAGGAAACUUAUGGUGGUGUGACUUCUCAGUUAUGUGACUUGGAACCUGGGGAAGAUGAUGAUCGGAGAGCCAAAGAUUAUGUACAUCAGGUGGACACAUGUGUACAAGUUGCAAUUCAGAGACGGAAAGAACAAUUAUAUGUGGAGCUUAGCAAAAUAGAUGCACGGAUUAUGCAAAAUGUUACUGGAAUGCAGCAAAUGGAAGUUAAGCUUGAACCUAUUUCUGCCCAUGAUUAUCGGUCGAUACUGUUGCCUCUAGUGAAGUCAUACCUGCGGGCACAUUUGGAGGAUCUGGCUGAGAAAGAUGCCACAGAAAAGUCUGAUGUUGCAAGGGAAGCAUUUUUGGCAGAACUUGCACUUGAUUCUAAGAAAGGUAUCAGAGGAGUAAACGAUAAUUUGAGACAUUCACAGGAAAAAACAAAGGAUAAGAAGAAGAACAAGGAGUUUAGAAAAGCAAAAGAUUCAAAGGGUAGUGGGGUUUCGGACGAGUACUAUCAUCAUGAUGAGACUUCUGAGCUUUCCUUUCCAGGGGCAUCUGGUAGUGAAUUUCCAGAUUCUGAGCUGGUGAUUUCUUUGAAUGGCGAUGACUUCAAACAGCUGGAAGAGGAAUGCAAACGGAGAAUUGAACUUGAAGAAGAGGAAAGAAAGCUGGAAGAAACGUUAAAGUUUCAAAGACAAAUUGAAAAGGAAGCUAAGCAGAAGCACCUUGCUGAGCAAAAUAAGAAAUCUACUCAAUUGCAAGCAGAGAAGGUGGUGGAGGGACCGCUUGAUGUUAACUUGGAGCCUUGUGCUAAUGGUCAAGAUGUUAAUGAGCCAUUCAAGCCUUCUGUCCAGGAGCAGUUGGCACAGAAGAUUGGAUUCCCCAACAAUUUAGAAGGCGUGCCUGUUAACCUGGCAAAUGGUUCUGCAGUGCCAGUCAAUUCUCCUACUGUUUCUGGUGCUCAUCAAGCUAAAGUUAACCAAGGCUUGCCAAAUGGAGGAAUUCUAGAAGAUGAUGGUUAUUUGCCUUCUGAUCGACGGACAGGAAGGAAAAACCGAAGACAGAGGAGUUCCACAAAAGUGCUUGAUGGAAAGUCUCGAGGCUUGUCAUCUGGAAAGGAAAAUGUUGAAGUUGGGAGGUCAAGUGUGGAGGGUUCACAUGACAAUCUUCUUACCAACAACAACAAUGGAACAAGGGAAUUGAGACAGCAACGAGCAGAGGAAGAUGAUGAAGAAAGGUUCCAAGCUGACCUUAAAAAGGCCGUACGCCAAAGCCUAGACACAUUCCAAGAACGUCAGAAGUUUCCUGUAGUUUCAAAAUUGAGGAUGGCCAGAAGAAUAUCCCCGGAUGUAGAUAAUGGUGUUUUACACAAUGACUUCGCAAAUGAAAAUGUGAAUGAAACCGAUAUAUUUGGCACAGGGUUAAAGAAUGAAGUUGGUGAAUACAACUGCUUUCUGAAUGUUAUCAUACAGUCUUUAUGGCAUAUUAGACUGUUUCGAGAUGAGUUCCUUCGGAGAUCAACAUCAGAGCAUGUUCAUGUGGGGAGUCCUUGUGUUGUCUGUGCAUUGUAUGAAAUCUUUACUGCUUUGAGCAAUGCAUCUGCAGAUACUCGUAGAGAAGCAGUUGCCCCUACUUCUUUGAGAAUAGCUUUAAGCAACCUGUAUCCAGAAAGUAAUUUCUUCCAGGAGGCUCAGAUGAAUGAUGCUUCUGAAGUUUUGGUGGUCAUAUUUGAUUGUCUUCACCGGUCAUUUACUCCUGGUUCAAGUGUUUCUGAUGCUGAAUCAGUGGAAAGCAGUUGUCCAGGGUCUUGGGAUUGUUCAAACAAUGCUUGUAUAGUGCAUUCCAUCUUUGGCAUGGACAUUUUCGAACGAAUGAAUUGCUACAAUUGUGGUUUGGAGUCCAGACAUCUCAAGUAUACUUCCUUCUUCCAUAACAUAAAUGCCAGUGCUCUACGAACAAUGAAGGUUAUGUGUGCAGAAAGCUCCUAUGACGAGCUUCUAAAUCAUGUGGAGAUGAAUCACCAGUUAGCCUGUGAUUCUGAAGCUGGUGGCUGCGGGAAGCUCAACCAUAUCCAUCACAUUCUUUCAACCCCACCACAUGUUUUCACAACAGUUUUGGGCUGGCAGAAGACAUGCGAGAGUGCUGAUGACAUCAAAGCAACAUUGUCAGCUCUUAAUACUGAGAUAGAUAUCAGCGUCCUUUAUCGUGGCCUGGAUCCAAAGACCACUCACAACUUGGUUUCUGUGGUUUGCUACUAUGGACAACAUUACCAUUGCUUUGCCUAUAGUCAUGACCGUGGAUGCUGGAUUAUGUACGAUGAUAAAACUGUCAAGGUGAUUGGUGGCUGGGCUGAUGUUCUUACCAUGUGUGAAAGAGGGCAUUUGCAACCACAAGUUCUUUUCUUUGAAGCUGUAAACUAGGCUUUUUUCUGGAAUUCAUUACGUUUUCAGACUUCGCAAGAGAGCAUUGGUGUUGUAACAUCCCUUCGUCGUCUACUAGGAGGAAUUGUUCAUAGCAACCGCAUUCCAUCCUUCCAGUUAGACGGUAAAGUAUGCAACGUCAGUUUCAGAAAAAAAAAGGAUAUAAAUGUUCCGGUCGAAGUCCAGAGUUAUGAUAUAGAAUCAACAGUUUUGUGAUAUUAUCAAGAAUUUUUGUGGGAGCAGCUGGUCCUUGACGAAGAACCGUGUAUCUAAAGAGUUUCACCAUCGAAGAGCCGAAAAGUCUUAAACUUGUGGUACGUUUACCUUCGAAUAGUCUUCUGCACAAUCAGGUAACUGUCCUGCAACUUUCCUUUAAGGUUGGACUCUUCGACGAAGAAGGCAGCAACAACUACAACGGCCUGUCUGGGCGUAUGUAUGCGAACUUACAGCCUCUCUGGGCGUAUAUAUGCGUAUUUACGGCUUGUCUGGGCGUAUUUAUGCGAAUUUAAGGAGCGUACUAUAUGCCGUUUCGAUAAGUGGCAUUGAUUACCAGUUGGUUCUCAGAGGAUGUAACAGUUGUAACUGGGGAAUAUAGGUUUGAGAAAAUUAAAGUGUUUGCUUGAGACGCUUUUAAAUUUUUAUAUAAAAUUUUCCCCAAGUUUUGAAAAGGUUUUUGUAUAGAUCACUUUAUGGCCCUUCCCCUUUUGGGUCUUUGGAACUGCGGAUUACAGUAAAUUUGUUGCUUCAUUUUGAUACUACAAUUAGGUUAAAAAUGAAGAUCUAUUGCCCUUUC
Malus domestica (apple) is the source of this 6154-nucleotide messenger RNA. RefSeq lists its product as uncharacterized. Gene Ontology annotation, molecular function: protein binding; cysteine-type deubiquitinase activity. The record is from RefSeq and is a predicted model, not a curated record. NCBI's taxonomy places the organism in Eukaryota, Viridiplantae, Streptophyta, Magnoliopsida, Rosales, Rosaceae. Gene Ontology annotation, biological process: protein deubiquitination.